Daktulosphaira vitifoliae (grape phylloxera) is the source of this 1251-nucleotide messenger RNA. Its product is annotated as E3 ubiquitin-protein ligase RNF8-like. The transcript is spliced from 5 exons. Lineage: Eukaryota; Metazoa; Arthropoda; Insecta; Hemiptera; Phylloxeridae. The record is from RefSeq and is a predicted model, not a curated record. The coding region runs from base 728 to 1018 and encodes 96 amino acids.
UUAAUAUUGUUAAAAAAUGAAAAAAAUUAUUUCUUUUUAAAUUUUAACUUUUAAACUGUGACACGACUUACGUCGCCAAAAAUAUGGUCGACACUGGUUUUGAGGGUAGUGACCCGUGGGCCGUUUAUUAAAUGAGCGACAACAGAUUAUUUUAACAUAAAUAAAACAAACCGAUAUGAUAAACACAGUAAUAAUAAUCUUCGGAUAAUAUCGCGGCACUUUCGCUGGCGUCGACGACGCGAUGUCCGGCGUGAUCUGUGGGCGACAAAAGGUUAGCAGCGUUGAUGGCGACGUAAGCAAAUGCAGAUCGGUUUGUUGACGUUGUCUUUUUCACAACGGGAGGAAGACAUUUGCAACCAUUUGCGGCGGGUCGUCGUCGGCCGUGCGGCAUUUGCUGGACUUUGCACCGUAGCGUAUAACCAAGCGGUGUUGGUCAGUCAAAUACUCAUAAAAUAGGGCGACGGCUGAUAAAGGUGGCACGAGUCGCGGGGCAUCGUGUAUGACGAAGCGACGCGGGCCGUGUCAAAUAUGCUUUGCCCAGAAAAAAUAUUUAAAAAAACUUGCAUUCAUGACGAAAUAAUGAAGUAUAUGGUGAAGAAUAUGAAUCUAGUAAAAGUCAAUCUUAUGUUGACAAUAUUAACAAAUAUCAAAAAUUGAAGAAACAAUCAAAGAAAAAGUUUAUAGUGUUCUAGAAAGUGAUUUUCAAUGUUCAAUUUGUAAUGAAUUAAUGGUUAAGGCGUGUACAAUUAAUUGCAGCCAUACAUUUUGUGAAAUUUAUUUAAAUACUUGGUUGAGAGAAAGUAAUGUGUGUCCUCUUUGUCGAACUUUAGUUCAAACCAAAACUCUUUGUCUAUCUAUGGAUAACUUUAUUACUAAUAUUUGUAAUCUUCUUGGGAAUGCAAUAAAAGAACAUCGGGAAAAAGCACAAGAAAAAUUGACAGUUAAUGUUCCACGAGUACCACAAACUGCUUGGAGAGGUCGUAGAAGAAGAGGUAUAACUCAACGUCGAAAUAUAUAACCUGCACAUGUUCAAUGAGAAAUAGUGUAAAGAAUUCAUGAAGUUAUGUUUUGAUAAAUACCUGAAUUUUUGAAUAAUGUAAUACAUUUUAAACUUUCCAAAAGAAAAAUUACUUUUUACUCUUUCAUAUUUUUAGAAAAAUGAACAAAAUAUAAUUAAAUAAUUAUAAUUAUUCAUGUGAAUUUUGUAAAUAAUUUUAGUUUGUUUUUGUACAACUUAGUUUAAUAAACUCA